Messenger RNA from Diprion similis, 544 nucleotides. It is a transcript of the gene His2Av, whose product is annotated as histone H2A.V. Gene Ontology annotation, cellular component: nucleosome. Gene Ontology annotation, molecular function: structural constituent of chromatin; protein heterodimerization activity; DNA binding. The record is from RefSeq and is a predicted model, not a curated record. Lineage: Eukaryota; Metazoa; Arthropoda; Insecta; Hymenoptera; Diprionidae. The transcript has 5 exons. Bases 106 to 492 code for a protein of 128 amino acids.
CACUAGCAGCGCCAAGCGCGUUUGGCGGGACGGCGAUUAGACGGUGGCGUCCGUGGUCUGUGAGUCUAUCUUGUAGUAGUGAACAGUGAAAGAUCCCGUCGAACAAUGGCUGGUGGUAAAGCGGGCAAGGACUCUGGGAAAGCGAAGGCAAAGGCCGUCUCCCGUUCGGCACGGGCUGGCUUGCAGUUUCCCGUCGGAAGGAUCCACAGGCACUUGAAAAACAGAACGACGAGCCAUGGACGUGUCGGUGCUACGGCCGCGGUCUACAGCGCGGCUAUUCUCGAGUACCUGACGGCUGAGGUAUUGGAGCUGGCGGGAAAUGCAUCUAAAGAUUUGAAGGUGAAACGUAUUACCCCAAGACAUCUACAGCUCGCCAUUCGUGGUGACGAAGAGUUGGACAGUCUCAUUAAGGCAACUAUUGCAGGAGGAGGUGUCAUUCCACAUAUCCACAAAUCGCUUAUCGGCAAGAAGGGAUCACAAAAACCAGCAUAAAUUAGUAACUAGCUUACACGUUUGAAAAGAUAAAAAGAUAAACACAUAAAAA